AUGUUAUGCUUUGAUUUUGGUUUGUACAAUAAAGCAUGUGAAGAAAAACAAGUCAUUUACAUGAGUUUACCUCUUCUCCCGUUAGUUUCUCCUGCUUGUGUCUCCAAUAAUGAAAAGAAAUUUGAUUUCGAGGUUAAAGGCGAAGAAAAUUGUUUCAAGCCCACUCCACCAACGUCCGGUACCGUAACAAGAUCCAACAACAUGGUUGUUGUCAAGCAUGGUUCACAUUCUUUGAAGUGGAUGGCUUUUAGUGCCUCUAGCCUGAAACUGGAUUUGAAACUUCGACCAGGGUCCGAAAUUCCAAAUGACUGGUUGAGACGAGGGGGAGUAAAAGUUUGGUUUUACAAAGAAAGGCCAUCACCAGGGAAAACAUUAACUGUAGAAUUUAAAAAUUCUGGAAAACCUGUUGCCAGAUUUCAAGCUAAUCUUGACUUUGAAGGGUGGAGAGGAGUGUGGGUCAAAUUCCAUGAAUGCAAAAUUGAUAGUGCCAGCUUGAAAAAACCGACUGUAAUUAAUGAGGUCAACUUUGUCCUUAACGGGGCGGACACAAUUUACAUAGAUUUUCUUCAGUUUCUGAAAAGUAUUGUUGGCCAGUCCCGCGACAAAGUUGUUCCUCCUAUUAGUCCAUUUGGCUUGGAAAUCUAUGGCAUAGGAAACACCUGGCAGCAGACUUAUAAGUGGAGUCAACAAGCCAUUCCUUCAUUACCUUCGACAGUCGACAAGUCCAAAAAAAUUAGCCUAGAAUUGAUCGAAAGCCGUCUGAUUAACUGGUACUGCGCUGAAAACAAAACUUCUCCCCACUUUCCAAGUGGCAGCUUUCUCAGGAGUCGUUGGAAUUCCCUCUCAAGGAUUAUCAAAAAGGCACAUGAAGAGUACGAUAAACUAGACCUGGAUUCGAUCAGUGGUAAAGUCAUAGGUCCACCUCUCUUCUGCCGAGACUGCAGAGGUUCUGAAAAGUUUGGUACCAUUUUAGAAAAAAUCCUCUUACCCUUAUCACUUGAAUUUUACAUAAGAUCUCGAAGCAAAGAAAUAAAAGAUACUGUAGCUGCGUUUCUGGGUGACCUUAACUCUGACGCCAAGGGCAAUGCCUUUAAAGCCAUUGCAGGUGACAACCAAAACAUGAUAAAUCAAUUAAAAAGCUACCUUCCCCCUUCAGGGCGUCUUACCCUUGACCUAGUGAAAAAGGCAAUAAUUAAACUCAACCUUCAUCGUCUAAACAAGAUCAACAACAUUCUAGAUUAUAUAAAGCAACAAGGAUUUGCAGACGGCAGUGGCCUUGGAUCAUUGGACCACGAGUGGAAUCGAAACGGAGCUGGAUUUAUGCAUAGUCUGUUCCUUAUUAAGAACUCUCUUAAAAAAAAAUCCAAAUUGUUGGACUUGAUAAAGACAGCCAAAUGGUUCAAUGAGUUUGGAGAGAUUUAUCAAUCGCCCUCGUUUGAAAUCAAAGGAACGACUGCUGACCGAAUGAUCACGCUGAUGUUGUUUAGAUUGAUGACUGUCCUGGUAAUGCCAAGUAGCACUGAUGAUGAAAUCAAAGCCAAAAUUCGAGACAUGGAAUCCCUAGUUCGGUGGAUGAACAACGCUCUGGCUGUGAACGAAGGUCUCGGGGGAGUCAUCAAACCUGACUUUGUCGGAUAUCACCAUAAAGCCUUCUAUGGACCCGCUUACGUGCCUCAGGCGUUACACACUGCUGCCUUGGUUUACUACCUUCUUGGUGGAACUGAAUUCGCUUUAUCGGCUUCGUCAGAAAACAAUAUCAGACGGGGACUUGAAACGAUGCGUAUAAUUGCGGUGAAGUAUUCCACACCAAACAGUGUUAACGGACGUAUGCCAAGCUAUUCUAACAAAAAGAUUUUAAUUGCACUACCUGCCUUUGCUUACAUCAGUGUUUCCCAUCCGUGCACUGAGCAAUCAGAAAUAUCUGCUAGCAGUGCAGUUAGCACAAAUAAACCGGAAAUGUUUCUAAGGUUAUAUAACGACCCAACCGUCAACAGUUAUCUGGAAGAUGGAGGUUACAAAGUGAAGUACUAUUACAACAGUUUGGGCUCUCUGGACAUCAUGGAAGCGGUAAGUUCAGCUGCCUUAGUUUCUGACACUGAUUCGAUAACUAUUGUUGUCAUUAAUUCAAAAUAUUUCGUCGUUUCUGAUGGGCUUAAAACCUCCGGCUAAUUGACAAUUUUUCCUCGAGCCCAAAUGGGCUCUGAGUCAAUGGGCCAUUGACUGGCGAGAGGAAUAAUUGCAGUAGUAAAAUCCAACUAGUUGUUCAAAAAUAUCCAGACAAAACAACUUUAGCCAGUUAAAAAUAGACUUUUACAUCCUUUUUUGCCGCCAAAAAGCCCGCGCUUUUUGCUACUAGUGGGCUAUAACAUAUAGCCUGGUAAUAGCUGAACCAAUCAGAACGCAGCAUUUAUAAUAGACCACUAGCUGGAUUUUACCAAUUCUCCAUAACGAAGUGGCGUUGACCAAAUUUGGAAGAAGUGAGCAAUAUACCUGAGAAGAAAAGAUCUAUUUUAAACUUUUGCGUAUUUGAUCUGUCAAUCAAAUCGUACCUUUUAAGGUGGCCCGUUCCUAUUUAUAUGAGUGAUGGCUAUGUUUUUGAUUCGCGUUUUUCAGAAUGAAAGAUUCAACCGAUUUCUACGAUUUUUUGCAUCCUUAAUAAAUAAUGAUGGAACUUUAAGAAAAUGUUAUUUAUUUUCUUAUAGGUAUAAAAACUUUUGAGAUAUCGGCAUAUAUUUAAAACCUCAUUUUUACGAAAAAUGAAAAUAACUUCGAAAUCCCACGACAGAUUUUUUCCUAACUUCUGCAAAUAAGUCUCAGAGCUCUCUAGUUUUAUGUCUACAAGUUUGAAGGCAAUCGUGACCGUAGAAAUCGCUCCACAAAAGUUGGUCAAAUUUAAUGCUAAAAUGAUAGGCUAACACAUUUGUGAACGUAAACGCACAAAUAGCGGAAGAGAGCUGACAUACUACCUCUUAACUGAAACAUUGUUCUUACCCAAAGCAUUGUUGGAAGAAAAUGAGUAAUCGGACAACUACGGCGAACACAGUUAGCGCUUUAAUACAACCAACCUUCUAUUACAUGCGCGUUGAAAUAAAAUGUAUUUUAUUCAUCCAACUUACUCUGCAUUUGUCCGUUCAUUCUCGACAAAAAUAUUAAGAAAGCAAAACACAGCAUCUGCAGAAACCGCUUGGACGUUUUUAGCUUCAAAGGUUCUCGUUCUGAGGCGAAAUAAGCCCGCUAGUUUGAGAACACCUAGCCAUCCAAUUUUUAACUGCAAUGAAAACCCUCUCGCAUGAUGAUAUAUUCAAGAUCUCUGACUUUCCUAUCCGCAUGCUCACGAGCAGUAUGCCACUUGGGGAUAAUAGUUAUUAUUAAAAACUAAAUAAUUGGAUAAUGCAAUUCUAGCAUUUUGAUUGGCUUAGCCGUUAUGGUAUAUGAGCUAAUAUACCAUGUUCUCCAUAUAUGGUCGGUGUACGCGUCAGUUUAAAAUUGGAAGCUAGCUGAGAUUUUUUUUCGCGAAGGAUAGAACGGCGCCCGAAGCAAAUCGUUUUAAUUCAUUUCUUAGAAUACUAGAAAUGCAAUUUCAACGAAAGAAAAAAGACAAAAACAAACAAAAAAGCCACAAGAGCUUGUUUGAAAGUUUGUCGAAAAACACAUGAAAACACAUGGAACAAAAAGUACCUUGACCAGCUAUGAAAGAAGACAAGUGUUGUUUCUUCAUGAUCGCGAAGCCAUUCGCCGAUCGAGUCACUCGCCGAUAGAUAACUGCAGCUUGUUUAUCCGACAUCAAGAAUAUAAAUCACAAGUAACCAGCUACAAAUACAGGCUAUGCUGCCAUUCACUAGAGCAAUCGAGGCGGCAGUAUAGCUUCUUUUCUCGUUCAGCAAAACCAGCUUGUGGCUUCAAACAACUUCAUAACAAGCGACCGAGGUAAUACCGGUGGUUUUUCUCCGUUGUUCUUACUUUUAUAACUGCACCGAAAAUCCAAAUUCACAGUAAUUUCGACGGCUGUCACUUAAAAAUUCCUUUCCUUCACAUUAUCUGCCAGGUUUUUUAAGCUGUUCUGCUGUGUAAAAUCCUAGAAUCACGAUGAGUUUUUAAAAAACUAAUGUUCAUCGCACAAUGUUUUGAUUUUUCAUUCAUGCAGUCUAGGCGAGCCCGGUUCGCGCGUUGACAGUUUUGAUAGACGUGUGACAUGUCAAUAUCGGAAGUCCCUUGUCUUUUCCGGUUUGUUCUAGUCGGGGCGAUUCAACGAGAUUUUGUGGGCGUUUUUAAUAAAACAAUUAUUCCACUCGGGCUUGUUGGAUAUGAAAUGAUUAUAGCCAACUCGGCGCUAUGCGCCUCGUUGGCUAUCUAUCAUCUCAUAUCCAACGCGCCCUCGUGGAAUAAUUGUUAAUUAUUUACAUAUGGAAAUCUAUUUACUAUCAAAUUUAUGGCAUAAUUUGCCCUUGUUUUGUUAGGGCCUUAUAAGCCUUUUCCGAUGAUUAUAUCAGUCAUUAACAAAACCUUUUUUUUGCUCCUAUUAGUCCUAUAACAAUGUGUAUAAAACAUAAUUAGACAUUUAAUUUGCAAAUCGUGUUUUGUCUACUAUUUCAUUUUCAGUUUAGCGAUUUUUCUUUUUUUUUACAUGUUCUUCGAAGACAAAUUAUUUAAAAGUCAAAGUAUAGAGGCGUCCCAAGUGGUUCACCUCGAUAGUGCAUGUUUAGAAGAUAAAGUGCUGUUCAGGUCUGCAAAUAUACUCCAAAAUAGCAGAUGUCCGUCUAGUUGUCUUUUUGCUAUGUUUUUAGAGAAUAUUUCGUCGUGAAACGAGUAAAAUGUUCCGCCGACUGUUCGGCCAUUUUUCUUUUCACAACCAAAACAACUCAACCUCGUCCUCGGGUCUUCUCGGUUAACGGUGCAAUAACCUGCAACUGUGCUGCAUUUUUGACGUCAUCGGUUGAUUAUUCGCAAAAUUCUUCCAAAUUUGGUCAACAGUAGCUGGUUAUGGUGAAUUAUUCGUGUGCAUUUAGUAAAUCAGAAAUAGAGAAAUAUUUUGAAUGAAAAAUAAUUAGCAAUUAUUGAAUUCGGCUUUCGUAUCAUCUGAAGAAUUAUGAAGAUCGAGGAGGGUGUUAUCCGCCGAGGCCGGAUAACACCCUCCGUGAUAGAAAAGCCGAAUUCACUAAUUUUUUUACAAUUCGUUCAAAAUAAUUCCUAGUUAAAAAAUAAGCUAAAACAUGCUUACCUUCAUCGAUGUUAAGUUCAUCUUCAAUAGUGCAUAUUUAUCGGCAAGUUUAGGAGAUAAAGGGUUUUUCAGUUCUGCAAAUAUUCUUCAGAUAGGAGAUGUCGUCUGUCGAGUUGUCUUCUUGCUGUUCUUGCUAUAUUUUUAGCCAAGAGUUCGCCUACUCGUGAAACGAGUGAAAUGUUCCGCCAUUUGGUAUCCUCUACCAAAACAACUCAACCUCGUUCCCAGGUCUUCUCGGUUAACCGUUCAAUAAUCUGGCAAAUUUGCUGCACGAUUGACGUAAUCAGUUCACAUAUCGCAAAAUUCUUCUAAAUUUGGUCGACAAUAACUGGUUAUGAUGAAUUAUGCGUGGGAUUUUAGCCAAUCAGAAACGGAGAAAUAUUUUUAAUGAAUAAUAAAUUUUCUUUAUAUUAAGGUUAAAGCUAAUGCUAAAUUGAGAGGCAUUUAUCCCGAGUCCUCCCCUGAAGGUCACUGGUCCAAGAAUUUUGCCGCUCUGUCCAUCCAUCGACGCAAAGAUUGGGCUGUAACAGUGAAGGGAUUUAAUCGUUUUCUCUGGGAUUUUGAGAACAAAAAGAAUGAAAACGUUUUUGGUAUGUUUGCCAGUCAUGGUGCUUUGCUGAUUGCCAACAGUGAAACAAGCCUUAAAGUUCAUGACGUCGAAAAUGGUUGGGAUUGGACCAAAGUCCCUGGAGCAACGACACUCGCAUUGGACCUUAAUGCUUUGAAAUUGAAAAAAGGAAGGUUUUACAACCCAAAGGAUUUGGCAGGAGGUCUCACGUUUAAAGGUACCAGUAUCUUGGAAAAUGGUAUUUUUGGCAUGGAUUUUGAACAGCCAAACUAUAGUCUGAGCGAUUGGCGAAAAAAUAUAGAUUUCAAGUUCAAAAAAUCGGUUUUCUUUUUUGAAAAUUUGGUAGUUUGCUUAGGAAGCGACAUAGUAGCAAAAAACACUGGAGGUAAAAUCGUUCAGACAACGCUUUUUCAAGACAAGCUGACAGAAUCACUUUCCAUAAAGAUUAAUGGGGUAGUAAAAAGACUCGCGACGUCUAUUUCGAAAUCAACACCUUCGAAACAAGGACAAAAAUUUACGACGCUUACUGACACAAAAGGGAAUUUUUACUACAUACCAGAUGCCAGUAAGGAUAUGUUAAAGGUGCACAUUAAAAAUCAAAUAUCCAAAACAGAGGACGGGAAAACUGCUACAUUCGGGAAGUACGGUACGGCGUGGCUCGAACAUGUUGGCUUUCCUUCACAAUACGAAUAUGCAGUCAUAAUUCCGACUCCAACAUAUUCUCCAACACCAUAUAAACCAGCAUCCGCCCAGGAAACAAAAAUGAAAGUUUACAACGUGCUGGAGAAAAGUAAGUUUGCUCAUGUCGUUCAGUUUGUCAUAUUGCCAAAGACCUGGACCCCACUCAACCAUCCCGUUACUGCCUAUGUCAUUUUCCAACCAUCUACAUCUCUUCCCACCAAUGGUCCAGUAACGGAAGUCAACAGAGGAAAUAUUCUAAUCAUGGUUGAGGAGACUGGGAAGUUUAUUCACCUCAGCAUCAGCUCUCCAAGUAUAAAUCUUGAAUUAAAGCGACCUUUAAAUAACUCGAAUGACGCGAGGGAAGAAGAAUUGUAUCACUCAUCGAGCAAAGAGCGUAAAAUAAGGGUCACACUGAAGACACCAGUACAGCGAAGUAUCGUUUCCCUCAUGGUUCAUGAUGACCCGGAUAGUUAG
Porites lobata is the source of this 6941-nucleotide messenger RNA. NCBI's taxonomy places the organism in Eukaryota, Metazoa, Cnidaria, Anthozoa, Scleractinia, Poritidae. The record is from the annotation of a GenBank genome assembly.